UCUGUCGUAACUGCCGCCGCCUCGUUCACCGUGACUUAUGUCAAACAUUGAUAAUAAAAUGUACACAAAAACAGUGAGCAAAGACAAAAUCCGGCGCAUCGUGUACGGCACCUGCGUCGUGCUGGCCGCCGACGGCGGCGCCAGCGGCGGGGCGCGGCCCCGCAAGGUGACCAUCACCCUCCUCCGGCGUCGGGGGUGCUGGCGAGCCCUCAGCUCGCGGAGGGUGGCCGUCUUCGCCUUCCCGGAGGCGUGCGGCCCCUUCUCCGUCCCUGCCCCGCUGGACCUGGAGUACCUCUUCAGGUGCAGCGGCAAGGCAGACGCCGGAGCCAUGCAGAUCAAGAUCUGCGUGGCGUACUACUGCCGCGGUGCCCCUCGCAAGGCCCGCGUUAGCCUGGAGGAGUUCAUGGAGCCGCUGCUGGAUGGAGGCCGACCUGGCAGUUUCUACCUGUAUAUCUACGAAGACAAGGUCGCCCUCCAGCAGGCAAGCCAACAGUUCCAGGCUCUUCCCACGGCAUGGCCACUGGAACAGAAACCCGGCAAGGGAAAGAAGGCCAUGUGUAACGAAGGACACACUGACAAUGACGACACCUACACUGAAUGGAAGGCUUACCUGGAAAAGGUGUUUUCGAUGGAUGAUGAUGAUGAAGAAAGCACCGACAAUAAUGACGACACCUACAGUGAAUGGAAGACUUACCUGGAAAAGGUGUUCUCAGUGGAAAGUGAUGAAGCAAACACCGACAACGAUGAUGACACCAACACUGAAUGGAAGGUUCCCACGGGAAAAGUGUUUGCGGUGGAAAAUAACGAACUUGACGAUGCGGUUCACGAGGUUGUGGAAGCUUCUGAUAUGGAUAACACUGCAGCACACGAGGAGGUCCACGAGCUGGGGCAAGCCUCUGGUGGCACUGCCGCUAAAAAGGAGGCUCCCGAGCUGCACCCCGAGCUGGAGCAAGCCUCUGGUGGCACUGCCGCUGAAGAGGAGCCCCCCGAGCUACACCCCGAGCUGGGGGAAGCCUCUGGUGGCACUGCCGCAGAGGAGGAGGCCCGCGAGCUGGGGGAAGGCUGUCAGAGCGGGAAAAGUGCCACAGACAGGGGAGUUUCCCGUCAAGACGAGGCCCCUUCACCAGUGCCCGACUCUGCCGCCACCGCCACAGCUUCCCACGCCUACCGAAGCCUCACCGUGGCUCAGAGGUUCAUCGCCCGUCUCGCAGGCCCCAGUGACCGCCAGCUGGAGGACCUGCAGCGGAGCCACGGCGUCAGCAUCGUGCGGGUCAGGCGAACCCUGCACAUCAAGGGCCACAGGGACGCCGUCCUGCAGUGCCACAGCCACGUGCGCGAUGUGAUCGCUGAGUGGCGGAGGCGCGAGGCCGCCGAGGCUCAGUAAGCGGCCCACAGACAUGCCUGUGACCCGUGACGGCCUCGUCACCACCGUGUUUCUUAGCAUUUCUUAGCAUUUCUUAUCAUUCCUCUCAAUCUAGAUAUUGUGCUGUUGUUCUUGUUUUGUCAUUGUUGUUGUUGUUGCUGUUGCUGUUCCUGUACCCACCUCCCCAUCAAGAUAACGGUAAAUCACUCGGUUCUGUUGAGUCAUCGUGAUCCGGUUCCGAGUUUCGGGUCAAGGCGCUGAACUGAACUGAACUCAGACCCCGGGAACCCGAACCAGGGACGGGUCACGACAAGGGAGGAGCAAGGCGCUGAACGGAGCGGCUCAGAUCCCAGGGACUAAUAAGGGAAGAAGCUUUGACAGACUUACAGCCAACAUCAAAAGUUAUCUCAUAUUUCUCU
Molecule: messenger RNA, 1782 nt
Organism: Eriocheir sinensis (Chinese mitten crab)
Lineage: Eukaryota; Metazoa; Arthropoda; Malacostraca; Decapoda; Varunidae
Exons: 2
Coding region: 38-1384 (448 amino acids)
Molecular function (GO): RNA binding
Source: RefSeq, a predicted model, not a curated record